Messenger RNA from Babesia sp. Xinjiang, 2403 nucleotides. RefSeq names its product Heat shock -like protein SSE1. Lineage: Eukaryota; Apicomplexa; Aconoidasida; Piroplasmida; Babesiidae. The transcript is spliced from 8 exons. Bases 1 to 2403 code for a protein of 800 amino acids. The record is from RefSeq and is a predicted model, not a curated record. Gene Ontology annotation, cellular component: nucleus; cytosol. Gene Ontology annotation, molecular function: protein binding; ATP binding; ATP-dependent protein folding chaperone. Gene Ontology annotation, biological process: protein folding.
AUGGCAACCGUUGGAGUCGACCUAGGCGGUUUCACCAGCAAGGUUUGUGUAUCCUGGGCUGGAAGUGAUACUAUCGAGUUACACGUUAACCGCGUUUCAAACCGUGAAACUCCUACAAUUGUAGCUUACGAUAAACGGAUACGUAUAUAUGGAGAAGAAGCCGACCUUCGCAGCAGCAGCUUGUACUCUUCAUCGAUAUGUUUGCUUCCAUAUAUCGUCGGGCUAUCAUCUGAAGACCUUUUGAACUUUAUACAAUCAAGACGUUACCUAUUCUCUCUUGCCUUAGAUCAAUCAUCCACAGAGUCUGCAUUCCAAGUUAAAUUCAACGAUCAGCAAUGUUUGGUGGAACCCAGGGAUAUCCUAGCGUUUUUCAUUAACAGGCUACUAGAGACAGUUCGGAAACAUCUAGGAUCGACUGACCUAAGUGGUAAUAACGGUAUCAUGCUCUCUGUACCUGUACCGGUAUACUUCACUGAAGCUCAAUGUCUGGGUAUCCGUAACUCACUGGCACCAUGGGGUUUUGGAGGAAUCAAGUUGUUCAAACAGACUGAGUGCCUGCUAAGGCGCUGGUGUGAUUCACAUCUUCCCGAUGUUUUUGACGAAUUCACACGUCAAACGGGCCAACCGUCAAUGCAUGUUGCAUUGUUAGACGUAGGAUUCUGCCACUGCACGUUUUUUGUGGCAGAAAUAACGAAAAAUGAAUCCUUCGAACAUCGCAUUGUAGCAGAAGAGUCCAAUGACCAUGUCGGCACAUUUCAAAUGAUCGAGAAGCUAGCAGAUAACGUCUGCAGGACAAUAGAAAGUAAAAAAGGUGAAACUACUGCCGUACCAAGUCGCCAAGCUUUUAACAUAUACAAAGGUUGUGCUAAGGCGCUCAAGGAACUUAGUGUGGUAUCAGAGGUUAAAAUUGAUUGUGAGCGUGUACUUUCAGAUGGCGAUGAUUUUUCCAUGAUGGUUGCAAGGAGCCAGUUUGAAGAGCUGUGUGCUCCACUUAAGGAAACAUUAGAAGGUAUGAUGCACCGAGUACUUGAGCCGGUACCGUCAGGUAGUAUGCUUGCGAUAGAGGUGAUUGGUGGUGGAUCACGUGUACCUUUUGUUAAGGCGUUGGCAACCGAGGUAGCGACAUCGCAUGGUGCUCCACAGGUAGUACGUAUGUCUCUAGAUUCUACGUCAGCAGUUGCUAGUGGUGCCGUAUCACUGGCCAAAGCGGACGCACCCACCUUAUUGGACGGUGUAUCUGUAGAUAUCGGCGAAUCGGAAGUUUCAGCAGCAGUUGCACGGGAGGAAUGUUUCUCCACUAUUGAGAAUGAGGAAUUCCGUAAACGUGCCGUGCUCAAUGAAAUAGACCAGUAUGUCAUCAAGACACGUAACGAUGCGCGUGGUGAUUUUAGUCAACAUAUCCAGUUACAAGAUGUCGACCUUUUCCUUUCAAAGUUGGAAGAAUUCGCUUUGGAUGCAGCCUCGGAUAAGGCCGUGAGUGCAUCUGCCUGCGAGCUGCAGCUGAACGAGUGCCGAGAGAACAUCAAGGCAAAAUUCCCCGGAUAUAUAUCGGCUUUAGAGGAGGCUGUUAAAGCCCGUGAAUCGGAAAUGGCACGUGCGGCUGUGACAGAUGAUAUAUCAUCUAUAUCCGGUGUCAACAUGGAUGUAACCCUCCCCAAGGCUACUUGCAUCAAACGUGCUGCUAAGAAUAAGGAUGAAGGGAACGCUCUGGUUGCCGGUGGAAACAUCGAGAUGGCUGCACAACAUUAUGUCAAGGCAUUGCAAUAUUGUUCAAAGGUUAACGAUGCAAACGAUGAGGAACGUACUCAACUAGACACUCUGAAAUUGGCAAGUAACCUCAACUUGGCCAUGUGUUAUAUCAAAAUGGAUACGCAACAAAGUUACAAGAAGGCUGUUAGCUGCUGUACUCAAGCUCUAGAAAUAAGUGCGGAUAGCACAAAGGCGUUGUACCGCCGAGCGUUUGCGUAUGACAAGCUCAACCAAUUGGAUGACGCGCUUUCUGAUGCAAGGCUUGGUGUCUCUAAAUUCCCCGAUAACGCAGAUUUGAAACAGUUGUUAGCGUGUUUGGAGAAAAAAGCCAAAAUACAAGAACAGCGGAUGAAAAAGCGUGAUGCUCUAUACCUGCUGAAGGUUAAGCGUUUGACUCGUAGGCUGAAGCUAGCAUUGUUUUUCGCACACACAGCAUCGAGGACACGUUUUCCCAGGGAUGCAGCCACGUCUAAUCUUGAAGAUAGAUACGAUGCGCAAGAAUGGGUACCGGAGUCACCUUCUGAUCUAGAGGUAGUAGUACGUACGACGCAUUAUUGCCAGAACCAGCUAGAACAGCUGAAAGGUGAAACUGACCUACGACGUAAAGCUGCCGGACUCAAAGAGACACUGACAUUGUUGGACAGAGUAGGCUGA